UUGGUGAAUGAAAGAGAGAAAGGAAAGAGAAACUGAAAGGAAAAUUAUUAAAAAAAAUGUUAAAAAAGAGAAAAUAUUGAAAAAAAAGGAAGAGAGGAAAGCGUAAAGUGAUGAACGAAAGGAGAGAAGGGGAAACAAAACAAAAGAUUGGAUAACAGAGGGAACUGAAGAGAAGUACAGAAAUUAAUUAAGAAAUGAAGAAGAAAAAAAAAGUAACAGAAAGGAAGGAAAAAUAAGUGAUGAAUUUCUGUGUUUGAAAUCUGCCGCGAAAAUUCAGCAGAAAACGAGGAAGAUAAAUGAAAAAAAAAAGAAAAAUGAAUGUAACCUUUUGAAAAUACGAUAAAAAAAAACAAGAAAAAAUAAAUAAAAACUCAAAUCUGUGGAAGAAAUAAACGAGAUGAAAAAAAACAAGAAAAUAAGAUGUUUGGUAUUUGAUUUGAUGUACGUGGGAAGAAAGAAAGAAAGAAAACGGAUUGUGUGUGUGUGGACAGGCACGUGGAAGGUUGUCUUGUCAUUUAAACACGAGACAAAAGAAAGUUUAGAUAAAUAAAUGUGUACCUUUGAAUUAACAAGGUGAAAUUUAUGCUCAAAAUUAAAGAAAAAGGAAAUAGAAUGAAAAUAAAUAAAUAAAUGUGUAUCUUUGAAUUAACAAGGUGAAAUUUAUGCUCAAAAUUAAAGAAAAGGGAAAUAGAAUGAAAAAAAAAUAAAUAAAGGUGUAUCUUUGAAUUAACAAGGUGAAAUUUAUGCUCAAAAUUAAAGAAAAGGGAAAUAGAAUGAAAAAAAAAAAAAUAAAGGUGUAUCUUUGAAUUAACAAGGUGAAAUUUAUGCUCAAAAUUAAAGAAAAAGGAAAUAGAAUGAAAAUAAAUAAAUAAAUGCGUAUCUUUUAAUUAACAAGGUGAAAUUUAUGCUCAAAAUGAAACGAAAAGCAAAUGAAACCAAAAAUAACAUCCAUGUUUUAAAAUUUACAAGGAAUUUAUGCUCAGAAUUACAUACGAAAGGAAAAAAAAAAGAAGGUAAUUAAAUAAAAAAAAAAACGUGCUUUGAAAUUCGUGCUGAAAAUUAAACGAAAAUCAAAUUAAAACGAAGAUAAAAAUCGUGUAUUUCGAAAUUGACGAGAGAAAAAUUGAACAAGAAACGAAGAAAGAAGUGAAAAAAAUUGAAAGGAAAGAAAGAAAAGAUUGUAGAUAAAUCACUUUGAAAUCUUACGCUGAGAAGUGAACAGAAGACACAAAAUUUGAAAAAAAAACGUUAUAUUUUGGAAUUUGUGUUGAAAGAAUCGGAAAAAAAAGGCAAGAAUGAGUAUGUACGAAGACAUGUAUAAAUUUUACAUCCAUAAUUGUAAUAAAAGGAUGAAUAAAUGAAUAAAUAAACUUGUGGAACUUGCAGAAUUGAAUGAAAGAAAACUCGAAUGAAGAUAAACAAAAAAAAAAAAAUAGAAAAAUAGAUAAAAUAAAACAGCCAUGGAAAAAUAAGAAAGAAAAACAGUAGAAGAAAAGAAAAACAAAAUAGAUAAGUAAUAAAUGAAUAUAUAAAUAAAUGAAAUCUUCGUGUUUGUAUCUAAAAAUUUUUCUUUUUUUAUUAAUUUCAGAAACAUUAACAUUUUAUAAUUGGUGACUUAAAAACAAAAAAACAAAAAAAGACAACAAUUUGAAUCCAAAAUGAAACACAAAAACAAAGGAAGGAAAAAACAGAAAUAAACAAUGAAAAGAAGAAAAGAAAACGGGCCAUUGGAACUCUGAAAGAAAACGAGAGAUAGAGAAAAUUGGAAGUGGCAAAAGGGAGUGAUAAAUAAACAAAAUAACAACAAAUAAAGCAAUAAAACGUUAGAGAAAAAGGAAAGAAAGGAAAAUAAAGCCAAAUCUCUUUUAUUUUUUUGCCGUAGUGAGAAAAUAAAGUCAGAAAAUAAAGAGAUUGAAAGAAAGCCACGAAAGAGGAGGAAGAGCAGAUUAAAACAACAACAAUAAAUAAAUAAAUAAAUAAAAGAUCAAAUAAAGCAAAUCUCUCUUAUUCUUGCCGUGGUGUUAAAGAAAGUGAGAAAAUAGAGCUAACUUUAUCACCAGUAAACAAAAAUAAGAUGAUGAUUGUAUAGAAAGAAGGAAUUUUUUUUUUUAUCUAACUACCAAACCCUCCUCUUCCUCCUCCUCCUCCUCCUCCUCCUCCUCCUCCUCCUCCUCCUCCUCCUCUUCUUCCUCCUCCUCAAUUCAUCCUGAAGAAAAAUAUGAAUGAUUCGAGGAAGCAGUGAGAAAGACACGAAACACACGCAACACAAUGGUGGAGCAGGACAGCGGUCGGAGGGAAGGAGGGGGAAGCUGACGACUGUGGCGUAGAGAGAGAGAGAGAGAGAGAGAGAGAGAGAGAGAGAGAGAGAGAGAGAGAGAGAGAGAGAGAGAUGGAUUCAGUCAAGGUGGUCACCGCACACAAGCUCUCCAUGUUGGUACGAAGCGAGAAGGCUCUGAUCAUCGAUACCCGCACUUUCUGUGAAUACAACACCUCCCACAUUCUUAAUUCUGUCAACGUGUGGUCUUCGAAGAUACGAAAGAAGAGACUGCAGCAAGAUUCGAUCUCAGUGCACGACUACCUGGCGCAGGCGUGUCACGUGAGCGAGGUGCCUGGGGGCGUAGACAUUAUCGUGUAUGACCACAGCGCGCCCUCCCUGUCUGCCGUGCCCCAAGACUCCUUCCUGCACGUGCUCCUCAAUAAACUCGGCAAAGCUUUUCCUGCUGUGUUCCUGCUGGCCGGGGGCUUCUUAGAAUUCCAAGCGAGGUACCCUGAGCUAUGCGAGGACUCCAGCAAGAAGGGCACCCCACUCACCACCCAGUCACAGCCAUGCAUGCCAGUUGCCAACAUAGGACCCACGAGAAUACUGCCCUUCCUCUAUCUCGGCUCCCAGAACGAUGCCAACAACAAGCAACUCCUGCAGGGCUACAACAUUCUGUACGAACUGAAUGUAAGUAUCAGCUGCCCCAAGCCAGAUUUCGUUCAGGAGUCCCACUUCAUGAGAAUCCCGGUCAAUGAUAACUUCAGUGAGAAACUUCUGCCUUAUUUCAAUGAUGCCUUUAACUUUAUUGACAAGGUGCGUGAGGGUGGUGGCUGUGUGUUGGUGCACUGCCUGGCGGGAGUGUCACGGUCAGCCACUGUUGCCAUCGCCUAUGUCAUGAAGCACCUCUCCCUGCCCUUUGAGGAGGCUUACAUGUAUGUGAAGAGCCGGCGUCCUACCAUCUCCCCAAACAUCAACUUUGUGGGGCAGCUGGCUGAGCUUGACCGGCAGCUGCGGCGUGACCCCGGGGCGCCCAGAGACCCCGCCUCCGCCCCCAUCCUCCUGCGCCCCCCUGCCUCCCCUGCCUCCCCUGCACUCCCAGUGCCCCACAACCCCUCCUCACCAGACCGCUCCGUUGGGAAGUCACUGAGCCUUAACCUGCAGUCGUCCCUUGAGUCGCCCCACAGCCUGCUGCCCCGCUCUCCACCAGACCUGUCCCCCUCCACGGCCCUGGCCCGCCUCACCUUCCCCCCUCCACGCCGCCCCGCUCCCCACGCUCCCCAGUGUUCACCCUGCGGCGUGGCUGUGGCUCCCCAGCCUCCCCCUCCACUCCCACCCCCUGCCCCUUCUUCCGGGGGCGGCUGGGAGCCCUGGGUGGCGGGGCGAAGGGGGAGGCAUGCACCCCAACGCCAGGGGAGGAUGGUGCCAGGGAGGGCAAGCAGCAGCAGCAGCACCAGCAGUCACAGCAGCAGCAGCAGCAGGCCCCCAGCAAAACAGAGGCUCCCCCUGCUGUGUCCUCUGCAUCCCCUGCCCCGCCCCCCGCAGCGCCCCGGCCCCGGCAGGUGUCCGUGUGUGCCCGUCCCCCUGCUGCCAUCACCACCACCACCACCACCACCACGGCUACCACACCCGUUACUCCUGUGCCCCCCACCCCCACCACGCCCCUACCCCCAACCCCCCUCACCCCAGCACCCACGGCACCCACCACACCCCUCACCCCAACCCCCACCCCACCCACGCCCCUCACGCCCACAGCCACGCCCCCAACGCCCCUCACCCCCAUCACUCCCACCACUCCCGCGGCCCGGCCGGGAGUGUGGGCGGCCACGGGAGGUGACGGUGCCCAUCAGGAGGGAGGUGCCCCUGGCCGUCACGGCUGCCGCCUCGCCCCGGCCCACCGCGCCCUCCACACCCACCGGCGGGGUGUGGGCUCCAGACACCCCCCACGAAGCGGCAGUGGCUGGCCCCGCCCCCGCCCGUCCCACCUCCCCCGUGCCCCCUGGGGUGCAGCAGAGUGACUCCGGCAUCCUGGUGGGUGGCGGGGCGUCAGGGUGCCCGGCUGGUCCCGCCCUGCGGCUGCCUCGCUGCCACUCGUCCUCGGAGACGCACCUCAGUGAGCGGCGGCUGCUGGAGCACCGGCCGCCAAACUUCUCGGCCCGCAAGUGUUCCAGCUACGAUGAGGUGGGGCGUGCCUGGCCGCUGUGCCCCGCCGUGCCGCCGCCCCACACACACCGCCCCUUCGAGCUGGUCCGCAGCGACAGUGUCUCCACCAGCGGCUUCGGUUCAGAGAUCUCUGACUCGGACUUCCUGGGGGAGGACGGCCCUGCCCCCCCAGAUGACCCCCUGGGCCCCUUCCAGGCCGUGUUUGCCGACGUGUUCCCCGGGGAGGGCCCGCUGCCUCCCCUGCAGCCCCGCCGCCACACGGGCCCCCUCACCAGCGUGCCCCGAGCCCCACGCCCCGCCAGCCUGCCGGGCGUCACCGGCACCUACUUCUCCCACCUGCAGAACCCCCAGAGCGACCCCAGCCUGGACAUGGGGGUGGAGCUGGACCGGGACGACGACGAGGAAGAGGAGGAGGAGGAGGAGGAGGAGGGGGUGGAGCUGCGGAGAGGAGGGCAGAGAGGGAGGAGAGGAGUGGAAAAGAAGGACUCCGGUUAUUACUCCUUCCUGACUGAACACCCACCUGUCAACACCAAAACUAUGGGGGAAGGAGUGCGACAUACCUCAAACUUACCGAGGAGAAGAGAGAGGCCUAAGAAUUUACAACUAAAUACCAUCACCACUACCAUCACCACCAUUACUACCCCUUCACCACCACCACCACUCACCCCUCCCCAGUCUUCCUCCUCUUCCUCCUCCUCGCCCUCCUCCUCCUCGUCUCGCAUGACCCCAGAGAAGAGGAAAGGAACAGAGGCACGAGUGUAGAGGAGAAGGAGGAGAAGAGGAGGAGUUGUGAGAUGGAAGGAGGAGGAGGAGGAGGAGGAGGAGGAGGAGGAGGGAGUUGGUCUUCCUCUAUUUGUGGUGGUUCUUCUAUCACUGUGGGGACAGGUGUGUCAGGGAAGAGACCCAUCCCUCGUUUGCUCAGGUGCCCUGACGGCGGCGCAGCAGCUGGUGCGCGGUGUGGAGCAGCUGCUGGACGCCGAGAUGGCAGACUUGCGGCGCCGCACAGCCGCAGCAUCCUCCCGCAUCAGACUCCUGGGGCGGACUGAGGAUCCGCCCCACUCUGCGCCUAGCCCCGCGGCACCCACGCCUGCACCCACACCCUCCAUUUUGGAGAAGGAUGGCCCCGGCCACAGCCACGCCCGGCUCAAGCCACCUAGGGCAGUGCGGCCCGGUCCUGGGGAGGGUGGCCGUGCCCGCAGCGAGCCGCCACUGGCUGCUGAGGAGGGCCUGUACCGUGCCCGCUCUUGUCCUGGUUUGCCCCGCAGUGCUGGUGCCCAGGAGGAGGCAGGGCCACUGCCAGAUGUGCAGCUUGUGCGCCUGCGUGGGCCGCGGGGGGAAGCGCCCCGUGCCCCGCCGCUCAACCGGUACUCCUGUGGGGCGCUGGACGGGCCACCACCCCCUGCCGCUGCCGCUGCUUCUGCCACCUUUGAGUCGUGCCCAGACUUUGGCAGCCUGAGGCAGUGUGUGCGGCGCGGUGACUCCCACCACUCCUCCUCCUCCUCCAUCUCCUCCACCCACUCCUUCACCAGGCUGCUGCAGGUGUCCUGAGCCAGCCCCACCCCCCCACCCCCACCCUGUGACCCCCAACCCGGUGUGCCCCGCCACCACCACCAUCACCACCACACCAGCGCAGCCCCAGCCUGUACAUACUUAGAAAUACUGGACGACUUAAGUUAUUCACCGCAGGGAAGGAAGGAAGGAUGGACGGGAGAGUGUACAUAGUGAUGGUGACCAUGUGUGAUGCUGGGGCUGCACACACACACACACACACACACACACACACACACACACACACACACACACACACACACACACACACACACAUAUGGCAUAACGUUUUGUGUACUUAACCUUUAAAGAGAGAGUGAGUGAGGCAAAGAUUGGACACACACACACACACACACACACACACACACACACACACACACACACACACACACACACACACACACACACACACACACACACACACACACAUUUUGAAUCACUAUAUAAGGAAACACAUGAAAAGAAUUGAGAAGUGUGUGUGUCUAUGUGAGCAACACACACACACACACACACACACACACACACACACACACACACACACACACACACACACACACACACACACACACACACACACACACACACACACACACACACACAACCAUGUAAUUAUGGGUGGUGUGCUUAAUUGAAUAUUAUCAAAUAAUAAUAAUAAUAAUAAUAAUAAUAAUGAUAAUAAUAAUAAUAUUAAUAAUAAUUUUGUCUAUACUUAUAUAUAUUUAUGAGAAGUUAUUUAUAUGAUCAAAGGACAGUGUUUGUUUGUGUGUGUGUGUGUGUGUGUGUGUGUGUGUGUUUGUUUGUGUGUGUGUGUGUGUGUGUGUGUGUAAUUAGAUUAAUGAGACUUAUCUAUUUCUUCUCUUUCUCUCUCUGUCAGAAUUACUAGUGGCGUUAAUUAACAGUCUGCUUUUUUAUAUCAUUUUUUUUAUUUAUUUUUUUCUAAUGCAAAGGAAAAGAAAAAUGAAAGCAAAGAGCUUUUUUUAAUGCAGUUGUGAAUGUUAAUUUUAUUUUUGUGGUUUCAGGAAAAAUCCAAAGAAAAGAAAGCGAUUUUUUCCUGUAGUUGUGAGUUUGGGUUUUAUUUUUUGUUCUUAUGGGAAGAAAAUCAAAGAAUGGAAGAAAAAACGUUAGGAAAAAAAUUAAUGAAAUACUGAAAAAAAAAAAGUUAGGAAGUCGUCACUAAAAUUGAAGUGAAAGAAAAAAAAAAAAACAUUUAUUAUCCUCAUCCAGUAGUGAAUGUUUUAUUUUUGUGGUUAUGACAAGAAUAAAUGAAAAGAAAAAAAAGUAAGGAAAGAAACAAAAUAUGAAAAAGGCAGAAACAGUAAAAAUGAAAACAAGAAAAAGUAUUAAUAAUUUCUUCUCAUUAUUAUUACCUCUUUUGGUCUUGGUAUUAACAAUAUGCAUCACUUUCUUUUAUUAUUAUGUUUUAUGGAAAUUUAUAUGAAAAAUGAUUAAGUUUUGUUUCCAGUGAUGUGAUGGCCUGAUGUCAUUGCCUUUGGUAUUAAUUCAUUUAGUUUUCUGUUAAUGAAUUUGGAUAAGGAGCAAAUGGAAUUGUAUUUCAGUGGAACCUCAGUUCUCAAACGUAAUUAAUUUUUGAAUGAAUGUCGUUCAGAAUCCAAAAUGUUCAUAAAUCACAGCUAUUUUUCCAAUAGGAGUUGAUGUGAAAUGGAUUAAUCUGUUCUCAGACACCAGGCAAUUGCUUUUUAAACUUUUACAAGAGUACUCUGUGCAUAACACCGUACAGGGAAGCCCCCGUUGUACAAGCAUUUGAUACACGAGGAAACGAUGAUACGAGGUGAGUAAAUUAUUGACCGUUUUCAUUAUACGAGCACAAAAAAUCCGAUGGCAUGAGAAUCAGUCUGGGGUGAGUAAAGUGAUGAAGGCUGAGUGGGAGACUUGUAGCUGAGUCACCCCAUCAAACUCUGUGCCUGCCAUUUUCUGUCAUUCCUCAGAUGAAGUUGUUAUGUUGCUAGAUGAGUGUUGUGCUAGUUUUAUAUGUUCAUGUACAACUAAAUGAAGAGUAAAUCUGCUGCAUGGUGUGUUCCAGAAAUGAAGGAGAAAUCAAGCAAAUUUUGUUCAUAAAGUGAUUUGUGAGAAAAGAAAGCUGUUUGGUAACUGAGGUUCCUUCAUAUUUAACAAUGAAAUGUUGUGUUAUUAUUAUUUUCAUUUUUGUUUCAUCUAUUUUUUAAUUGCAAAUUGUGAAGAAAGUAUUGCUUUAUUAUUAUUAUUUUCGUUUUUUUCUAUUUUUUUCUCUGAAUUGCAACUGAUGUUGAAAAUUGGAUUUUUCUAUUUUUUUCCAAUCACAACAAACAAAAAGAAAAGAAAACCAACAAGAAACACUGUGUUAGUGACAGAAACGUUAUGAACUGAGCAGGACGAGGAAGUACAACAAACAAACAAACAAACAGACAGACAUACAAAUAAACAAAAAACGGUGAUAAUAAGUAAACAGACAAAAAAACAAAACAAAACAAAAUAACAGCUUUCUUAUGUUUUUCUUGGGUGAUGUACAAACAAACAAACAAAUACAAGCAAUGGACAGUUUUUCUAUGUUAGUUAAAUGCACUUCUUCUCUUUCUCCUCCUCCUCCUCCUCUUCUUACUGUUUCUACUUUUUUUUUUUCUUCUCUCCUUUCUGUGUAUGUAUGUACCAGAAUCAGUCUAUCUAUCUACCUAUCUAUCAUUUUAUUAAACUAUCUAUCUACUGUCUAUCUGUCUAUUCAUCUACACUUCUUAUCAUCACAACUGAGGCUAAUCCUGCAAAGAGUUACUGAUAAAGAUAAAAACAAACUACUACUACUACUACUACUACUACUACUACUACUACUACUACUACUACUACUACUACUACUACUACUACUACUACUACUACUACUACUAGGCAUUAUCCAUGAUCGGUGAGGCUUGAUGCUGUAAUAUUACUAGUUAAGGAUCUACUGCAAGACUUUCCCUGCUCGGAUCCUUCGCGCCUUCCCUCUAUCCCACCGCUGCCACCAAUGCGAGGGAGAGAGUGAGUGUGUAUGUGUGUAUGAUGAACUGAGAUGAUUAUGUACAUGGUGAUACAAACUUAACCAUGGUGUUUUUGGUUUAUAAGAGUGAGUGUGUAUGUGGUAAACUGAGAUAAGUGCAGUAUGUGUGAUAAUACAGACUUUUAUAUGUUUUUUUUUUUUUUUUUCCAUGAUUAUUAUUGUUAUUGUUAUUAUUUUUUUUAUUAUGAUUUUUACGUAUUAUGAUUAUCAAAUUUUCUUCAUUUCUCUUAAUUUAAUCUUUUAUUGCAUAAACGUGAAAUUAUAACAUUGUAGAAUCUGCACUAUUAUUAUUAUUAUUAUUAUUAUUAUUAUUAUUAUUAUUAUUAUUAUUAUUAUUAUUAUUAUUAUUGGUGGCAGCACUUUAUUUAUUUAUUUAUUUGCAUAUUUUAUUUGUUUAUCAAAUCGCUUGGCGUGUGGGAAGGCGACAACACAAAAAAGCGAGGGAGGAGCAGGAAGUCUUCGUCUGUGUGACUACAACAAGCUGUAAAAAAUUGACUUGUGACUUGUGAAGUUUACAGAUAUUUGGUGAAUAAAAAAAUGUUACUUUAC
Molecule: messenger RNA, 9539 nt
Organism: Scylla paramamosain (green mud crab)
Lineage: Eukaryota; Metazoa; Arthropoda; Malacostraca; Decapoda; Portunidae
Product: histone-lysine N-methyltransferase 2D-like
Exons: 14
Biological process (GO): protein dephosphorylation; negative regulation of MAPK cascade
Cellular component (GO): cytoplasm
Molecular function (GO): MAP kinase tyrosine phosphatase activity; protein tyrosine/threonine phosphatase activity; MAP kinase tyrosine/serine/threonine phosphatase activity
Source: RefSeq, a predicted model, not a curated record